Messenger RNA from Lithohypha guttulata, 384 nucleotides. RefSeq lists its product as uncharacterized. Lineage: Eukaryota; Fungi; Ascomycota; Eurotiomycetes; Chaetothyriales; Trichomeriaceae. The transcript is spliced from 2 exons. Bases 1 to 384 code for a protein of 127 amino acids. The record is from RefSeq and is a predicted model, not a curated record.
AUGACCACCACCACAAAUUCCGCUCCGAAACAACAUCUAACCCUCUUUGUGACUUUCCACAUCAAACCACAUCACAUUGAAGACUGGAAAGCCGCUCACCGCCCCGUCUGGGCUGCCUGUGCAGCGGAGCCAGAAUGCAUAUACUUUGAUGUCUUCCAGAAUCCAACCAAGCCCGGCGAAUUCCGCCUCGUAGAGGUCUGGAAUGCGAGUCGGAAAUGGUUCGAGACGGAACAACUGACAAAAGACUACUAUUCGACUUUGUGGGAGAAAUCGAAGCCAACCUGGGAAAGUGAGGUGGAGAUCGAGUACUGGGAAAGACUAGGAGAAGGGAUGAGCUACAAGGAGGAUUUUUUAGCAGGCGGAAUAGAGGGCGAUGCGAGUUGA